This is a messenger RNA of Tarenaya hassleriana, 2734 nucleotides long. Its product is annotated as ADP-ribosylation factor GTPase-activating protein AGD4. The transcript has 19 exons. Bases 184 to 2523 code for a protein of 779 amino acids. The record is from RefSeq and is a predicted model, not a curated record. Gene Ontology annotation, cellular component: cytoplasm. Gene Ontology annotation, molecular function: GTPase activator activity; protein binding. NCBI's taxonomy places the organism in Eukaryota, Viridiplantae, Streptophyta, Magnoliopsida, Brassicales, Cleomaceae.
UGUAGGCUCCCCCCGAAACGUCACCAUCCAUCCAUCCUCUCAAAACCAAAGCUGAUAAAAGUUCUCUCUGGAUCUCGCGAGAUCCAAACCAAAUCGAAGAAGAAAGAGACACACACAGCCUUAGGGUUAGCUUACGAUCGAAUCUCCACUUUUGUCUGAAGCUCCUCCAGUUUUGUCUAAUCAAUGGCGGCUUUUAUCAAUCUCGAGGAUUCCCCAAUGUUUCAGAAACAGGUUUGCUCCUUGGAGGAGACAGCUGAUGAGCUUAAAGAUCGUUGUCAGAAGCUAUACAAAGGUGUCAAGAAGUUCAUGGGAGCAUUAGGAGAGGCAUCCACUGGGGAUACUGCAUUUGCGGAUUCCUUGGAAGCGUUUGGUGCAGGACAUGAUGACCCUGUCAGUGUUUCAAUUGGAGGUCCUGUUAUAUCCAAAUUCAUAAAUAUACUUCGGGAGCUUGGCUCUUAUAAGGAGUUCCUUCGCUCCCAGGUGGAGCACGUGUUACUUGAGAGGUUGACAAACUUUUUGAACGUUGAUCUACAAGAGGCAAAGGAGUCCCGCCGACGCUUUGAUAAAGCUGUUCAUUCUUAUGAUCAGGCUCGUGAAAAGUUUGUGUCAUUGAAGAAGAAUACAAGAGGAGACAUUGUUGCUGAGUUGGAGGAGGAUCUGGAGAAUUCAAAGUCAGCAUUUGAGAAAAGCCGUUUCAAUCUUGUCAAUUCAUUGAUGAAUAUUGAAGCUAAAAAGAAGUAUGAGUUUUUGGAAUCUAUAAGUGCGAUCAUGGAUGCCCAUUUGAGAUAUUUUAAGCUUGGCUAUGACUUAUUGAGUCAACUGGAGCCAUUUAUCCAUCAGGUUUUGACAUAUGCACAACAAUCUAAAGAACAGACUAAGAUUGAACAGGAUCGGCUUGAAAGACGCAUUCAAGAAUUCAGGACCCAGUCUGAAUUAGACAGCCAACGGGCCUCUUCGAACGCUGAGCCCUCUAGCGCUGAUGGCAACCGUGUAGUUGGAAUUAUGCAGUAUAAGAAUAUUGAAGCAACUUUGCCAUCCACAGCAGACAAAGAAGUAAUUAAGCAGGGGUAUUUAUUAAAGCGAUCAUCUAGUAUCAGAGGUGAUUGGAAAAGGAGAUUUUUUGUGCUUGAUAGUCAUGGAUCCCUGUUCUAUUACAGAAACACUGGUAAUAGAUCAACGGGAACUCAGUAUCAUUAUACAGGUUCAUCUGACCAUAAUAGUAGUGUCUUCGGUAGAUUUCGUUCAAGGCACAAUAGAUCAGCUUCCCUCGCUGAUAUGAGCCUAGGCUACACUACCAUUGAUCUCCGGACUUCAAUGAUAAAGUUGGAUGCAGAGGACACGGAUCUUCGACUUUGUUUCAGAAUAAUUUCUCCUCAAAAGACUUACACAUUACAGGCUGAAAAUGGAGCAGAUAGGAUGGAUUGGGUAAAUAAAAUCACGGCCGCUAUAGCGACUCUUUUGAAUUCUCACUUUCUACAACAGCCACUGAUCAGAUACUUAAACAAAAGCUACUCUGGCUCUGGUUCUGCUGCUGAUAUCCUCUCAUUGGAUAGUCAACAAGAGAAUGAUGACAAACUAAAUAUGGCAGAUGACGUUCCCACUAUACUUCGACGAAUUCCAGGAAAUAAUGUAUGUGCAGAGUGUAAUGCUCCGGUGCCCGAUUGGGCAUCUCUAAAUCUUGGAGUUCUGCUGUGUAUUGAAUGCUCUGGUGUUCACAGGAAUCUCGGCGUUCAUAUAUCCAAGGUGAGGUCCCUCACACUGGAUGUGAAAGUAUGGGAGCCAACAAUCUUGGAGUUAUUUCGCAACUUAGGAAACGAAUUCUGUAACUCAGUGUGGGAAGGAUUACUCCUCCUUGAUAACGACAGUGAUUCCAAAUCAACAGUGACACAUGCUUCAAUUUCGAAACCAUGCCCGGAAGACUCCUUUUCUCUGAAGGAGAAAUACAUUCAAGGAAAGUACCUGGAGAGAGCGUUAGUCAUCAAAGAUGCCGGAGAUGGAAACCGUUCUGCAGCCUGUGGAAUCUGGGAAGCCGUUCAAAGCCAAAACAUACGAGAAAUUUAUCGGCUCAUAGUGACAUCGGACACAACUAUCAUCAAUACCAAGUUUGAUGAUGUUACUGAUACCGAUUCUUAUCACCAUUUGGGCAACUCGUCUGAUGAAGAUUCGCCUGCGGAAAAGAAAGGACAUGAUCCAUCCGCCUGUCGGAGAAUCAAGGAUUCCAAAGAACCUGGAAACUGUCUACAAGGUUGUACUCUGUUACACGUGGCUUGUCACAGCGGCGAUGCGGUGAUGCUCGAACUGUUGUUACAGUUCGGUGCUGACUUAAACAUGAGAGACUUUCAUGGAAGAACACCAUUACACCAUUGCAUAGCAUCAGGGAACAACACCUUUGCAAAGAUUCUACUGAGAAGAGGCGGACGGCCAUCAAUUGAGGACGGGGGAGGGCUAAGCGUUCUCGAGAGGGCUAUGGAGAUGGGAGCUAUUACCGACGAAGAACUCUUCAUUCUAUUAGCUGAAUCCUAAACAAAGAGUUUGGUUUUCAAACGACAAAGAGAGUUUGUGUGUCGGAAAACGUUCGUGGUAUCAGAUUUGCAUUGGCCCUAUUCUUUUAACCGCUUACUGCCUUGCUUUGAUCAAUUUGUAGCAAUAAGGACUCCACUGCACCAUUCCAUUGAAUAUUCCCUUGCAUUUGUAGUUUUUUUUAAUGAAAAACUCCAAAUUUAUUUCAGUUUUG